UAUUAUCUGUCCCGUCUCAAGUCAGUCGAGAAGCGUUCACGCACUCUUGCGCACGUUCGGUAUCACAGUUUCAACUAUUCGAAUAUAGUUUCAAGUGUAGUUAGUGCGAAAUUCAAUUUUACUCAUUGACCGAACUCUCAAAUUAUCUUGAAAGUCUAAUCCUAGAGAAGGAUGAUAAUUGAAGUCCUGAUAGCCGGGGCAGUAGCCCUGGUGGUAUGGCUGCUAUUCUUCAAAGAGGAGGAGGACCCACUGGACAAGCUACCCGGACCAAAACGGCUGCCCAUCAUUGGAAACUCUUGGGAACUGUUCCAAUCGCCUCCCGAUAAGUUGCUGGAUGUGAUGGUGGGCUACACGAAGCAAUAUGGCGAACGUUACGUGUUCAAAGUGAUGGGCCUCAGAGUACUGCACAUUUCUGGACCGGCUGAUAUUGAGGUGGUACUGGCACAUUCCAAGAACAUUAAGAAGAGUGUACCUUACGAUUUCCUGAAGGAUUGGCUCGGCGCUGGAUUGCUGUUGAGCACGGGAGCUCACUGGCACAAGCGCCGCAAGAUCCUCACCCCGACCUUCCACUUCAACAUCCUGAAGAACUUCGCCAACGUCAUCGAGGAGAAGACACAGGAUCUGGUCAAGAGUUUGAAGAAGAAGAACGGAGAAGAUGUCAGCUUGAUGCCGACGAUCAGUGAUUUUACGCUGUUCACUAUUUGUGAAACAGCAAUGGGAACGAAACUAGACGACGACCAAACAUCAGCUACAGUUGACUACAAGAACGCGGUACUCAACAUUGGCAUGCAAAUGUUAAGUCGCAUCACAAGAAUCUGGCUACACAACGACUUUGUCUUCAAGAAUACUUCACGAGGAAGGGAAUUCGGAAGAACUCUAGAAGUCGCCAAGACCUUUGCAGAUAAUGUAAUCAUGGAUAGGAAAGCUACUAGAGAACAGAAUAAGGUUAGCGUCGAAGAAGAAGUUAACGAUAUUGGGACUAAGAGGAGAUUGGCUAUGCUGGAUCUAUUGUUGGAAGCUGAAGAGAAGGGUCAGAUUGAUAUGGAAGGUAUCAGGGAUGAGGUCAAUACUUUCAUGUUUGAGGGUCAUGACACUACAGCUCUGGCUUUGACCUUCGGUUUGAUGCUGUUGGCUGAUUAUGAAGAAGUUCAGGAGCGUAUCUACGAGGAGUGUCAGAGCAUAGUCGGGGAGUCGGAGCACGUGACCAUGUCUCAUCUCGCAGACAUGAAGUACUUGGAAGCAGUUAUCAAGGAAACCCUGAGGCUGUACCCUAGCGUGCCUUUCAUAGGCCGGGAGAUCGUUGAAGACUUUAAAUUGGGUGACCUGCUAGUAAAGAAAGGCUCAACAGUGGACGUCCACAUCUACGAGUUGCAUCACCGCGAGGAUCUGUUCCCUGAUGCAGAGGCGUUCAAGCCGGAGCGCUUCCUCACCAACGAGCUGAAGCAUCCCUACGCUUACGUGCCUUUUAGUGCUGGACCUAGGAAUUGUAUCGGCCAACGUUUCGCCAUGCAAGAAAUGAAGACGACUCUAAGCGAGAUAGUGCGUAACUUCAAGCUGGUUCCCAAGGUCAAGGGCGCGCGACCCAGGGUCAUGGCCGACCUUGUGCUUAGACCCGUUGACCCUAUAUAUGUCAAGUUUAUUCCACGCAAAUAAGUUGUGAAGAAGAUUAAUAUUUUUUCCGAAGUAAGUAGGUAAUAGGCUUUUAAAGCCUCGUAAAUCGAAUAAGUAAGUAAAUAAAAUGAUUACUUCACUUUUGAUGACAUUGUAUUUUUAGAAUAAGGGCCAAUUUUUUAAUCGCCCAUAAUAAUGAUAUUGACGUUUUGAAAGGUCUUUUAUAGAUUUGGCAAACCGCCAUAUUCAUUCUUCAUACAGAAGUUAACUGCUAAGCGAUUUAAAUUGGUUUAUACGUAACUUUAAAUAUAAUAUUAGAAGGCUUAUGUGGGCAAGCGAUAAGAUCUUUUUAAUAAUUAAAAUUGUAAUGGGAGUGUGAGAUAAAAUGCACGAGAGAUUAUUUUUGCGAUGAAUUGAUCAAAUCAUUUUUAAUGAUUUUAACUUUUAACUCUUUUUAUUCGUGUUUUUAGCAAUAUCAUUUUUUAUUGAAAUGUGACGAAGUAUUUCGGCAUUUCUUUAUUUAUUUUAAAUUUUGCAAUAUUUUUAUUUUUCUAAUCCUAAACAAAAAUUGUAUGUACAAAACAGCUAUUUCCAUUUUGUUUUGUGUCCUUAAUGGUAGGUAUGGUAGGUAAAAAGUUAUAACACAAAGCUAAAAAAACAGCUUUCAAGUUAAUAGUUAGUUAGUUACAACUUAGUAUUGAGCAAGAACAAUAUUGCUCAGUUUCUUUGUCAUAAUUGUUUCUUAUUUAAGCAUUUAUUGUUAGGCUUAAUUUACAUUUUAUUUUUUAAUAAAACUAUGCAAAUGUAAA
This is a messenger RNA of Helicoverpa zea (corn earworm), 2420 nucleotides long. RefSeq names its product cytochrome P450 4C1-like. The coding region runs from base 172 to 1653 and encodes 493 amino acids. The record is from RefSeq and is a predicted model, not a curated record. Lineage: Eukaryota; Metazoa; Arthropoda; Insecta; Lepidoptera; Noctuidae. Gene Ontology annotation, molecular function: heme binding; iron ion binding; oxidoreductase activity, acting on paired donors, with incorporation or reduction of molecular oxygen. The transcript has 10 exons.